AUGGCGACGGCGACGACGGAAGGCCGUGGGCGACAGAGAGCGAGUCCGGACCGCCUCCCCGUGCCUCCCCGCCCCAGCUCUCGGUCCCGCUCCCGCUCCCGGUAUCGGCAUCGCGCGCCGCCUCGCCACGCUCCCGGGUCCCGGCAUGCUCAGGGCCGUCCCCGCGCUGAGCCGUACAAAGGAAGUCCACUUGCAGCUUUCCUGUACUUGUGUGCGGCGCUUGGAGUUGCCGUCGCCAUUCGGCUGUGCGCAAGUCCGCCGCCUUCGUACAGCACGUUGCGGGCCUACCGAGGCCUCGCCGCCGCGGUCGUCGGCGCUCUCAUCAUCGUCCUUUUUCUGAGGCAUCCUCCCCGCUGGGCGGAUCAGGAAUACCCUCAUGGACCUAAUCAGAUCCCGGCGGCUCCGGCUCCGCAGAUUCAAACGGAGCAGCCACGCCUCGCUCCCACGCUCUCCAUCACCAUCACUGGGGGCGUACUGGACGCGAGCCAGGUUGCUGCUGCCAUCCGCAGCUCCAUGGCAGACAGCACCCGUCCGACUCCCGCCUUCAGUCCACCCCAAGCUGAUUCCUCCGAUUCCGACUCCGACGGGUGCGGGUCAAGCACCAACGGCGACGAGACCAAUAACUUGUGGUAUACUCCCGUCCAUCUCCUGAAAGCAGGGGAUGUCUGUCUCAUCCUCCCCGUCUUCAUCCAGCAGCUCCAAGAGAUGGCUCCAGGGUUAACCGAAGCUGAAUCCCUUGAAUUGCUGCUGAGAGCGUUCAGAGAAGCCAACAAAUCUGAGAGAUUCCACAGAUUGUCCGACGUUGUUGAGGAGAACCAACAGAUUAUCUAUUCGGAUCCUCAUGCGUUGACAGACAAAUCGACAGGGGCUUUGAUCAUGACGAUGAAAAUUACUGCAAAACUUGUACAUUUGAUCUGGUACGAAUUAGAUGUGCAGAAUUGGAAGCUAUGUCAGGAAGUCAAAAAGGUAUGCUUUCAAGAGGUUGUUGGGCAAUCUGUAGAGAAGCUCCUUGAUGUUGCACUUUCUUUCAGCAAUGAAAGUUGGUCUGCUGAUCAUCCUUUGCCAAUGCUGACUACCUUUGAUGCGCUUGUCGAUGUCCAACAUAACAUAAGGGAAUUGCCUUUCAGCAGAAUCGAGUAUAUUCCUGAUGAGGUCGCUGAUAUACCGGACUUGCCCUGCAGCAGAUAUGAGUCCAUACAUAAUGUGGUUGCUCAUAUUUUUUGUAAGAUGGUGGUUGAUUUGAAAGGAAUACUUGAGGGGACUAUCAAUGACAUGCAUAUCAGCAGAGAACGUGCUAUACAUCCAGUAACUGCUCUUCUUGUACGAUACCUGGAAUUUUUCUAUCGUAACGGAGAGAUGAUGCAGUCAGUUCUUGGCACCGGGGAUUGCACUAUUGAGCUUAUCAUGAUUGGCUCUUGGGUCUCCAAGCUCACUGAAGAUGCAGAGGUAAUGUUCCCAGGGAAGGGACAAAGGUGCAUAUACAUGUUGAAUAACAUGGAUUAUGUUUAUCAACUGAAGCAUCAUCCUGGAGGAUUCCUUUCAAAUAUAGAACUGCAAAGGGGUCUCUGUUCGCUGAUCCAUCAAUACAUUAAGGCCUACCUCGAGGAAUACUGGUUUCCACUUAUGCUGUCAUAUCUGGAUGGUGAUUCUCUGAAGAAGCCACGCCGUUCAUCCUUGUAUAAAUUCACUGAAGAGUUCUUUAGAAUCUGUGAUGGCCAGAUGACAUGGAAAGUUCGCACUAAGCUUAAACAGAGACUGCGUGAACAGAUAGUGGAAUUGAUUGUUCCAAAAUAUGUGAACUUCUUAGAGGCGCUGCAGGACAAUCCAAGUUCUUGGUUGAAGAGGAUGUGCCGAGCCAGAUCUGAGAAACUGGUCUGCACUGCUGCGCGACUGGAAGAGGUGAUCAGAGGGCUCUUUGAAAGAUAG
This is a messenger RNA of Triticum turgidum subsp. durum (durum wheat), 1926 nucleotides long. NCBI's taxonomy places the organism in Eukaryota, Viridiplantae, Streptophyta, Magnoliopsida, Poales, Poaceae. The record is from the annotation of a GenBank genome assembly.